AUGAUAUCUCGCCCAGUGACACUUUUCAGCUUCCGUUACCAACCUCCCACCGCUCGUUGUCGCAUCCACAUCUUUCAAGACCACUUUCUACGGAUACCUUCUAUACACGACACUAUUACCGAUACAGCACCACACCACCCUAGUCGAAGACCUACAUUCUACUCCAUACACCAAGUAGCCGUGCCUCGGAGGCCAAGCAUUCACGCAUCCACGCACUCGCCCAUCGUGGCACCGAAUGCAUCCUGCCGUUUAUCCCUUUUGCGUCCGGUAGCAGCACAGCGCAUCGACAAGGAAAACGCCGCCAAAGUCAAAAGGUCCAGCUGCCAACAGCACAGGCAGGGCAAGGUUCUCGACGGUACGGUACCUUGCUGUACGGCUACGCUACAGCGUAAUCCACAGGACGGGAAUCCACUGCCUGGCGUAUCAUCCACCAGCACCCGCAAAAGCAUCACCACCAACAACGGCGGCAUCAAAUUCCAAGUACGGAGUAUUACAUCGGCGCAUCGCAACCUCGGGCCAGGUCCCUUACCUCACAGACUGGCUUGGCCGCCGUCCUUUUUGACUUUGACCUCGUCAACCUCGCAACUCGCACCCGUCAACAAACCCCCUCCGAGUUCCCAACCUGGCCACCAAUCCCCUGCGAUGCCUCGACCUUUCAUCCUUUGUUCCUGGCAAACCCUCGAACCCACGGACAAUUUUUUCCAAGACCAGCAUUCGCAUUGCGUCUCCCGUCUCUGCUUGUGUGCCUGCACUCGAUCAAGACAGCCAGCCAGCCAGCCAUAA
This is a messenger RNA of Colletotrichum paranaense, 783 nucleotides long. RefSeq lists its product as uncharacterized. Lineage: Eukaryota; Fungi; Ascomycota; Sordariomycetes; Glomerellales; Glomerellaceae. The record is from RefSeq and is a predicted model, not a curated record. The transcript has 2 exons. The coding region runs from base 1 to 783 and encodes 260 amino acids.